CACAUAUGAAAUCCCAUCCCAGUCCUCUCUCUCCUUCUCUCUCUCUCUUGUCUCUCUCUUUCACUGUUUACAAUUAAGGCUUCACUAUCAGUUUUUCCACAAUAUAUCUCCAUCCCAAUUUAUAAUCAGAAUUUACACCAUCAAGAGUUUCUAACAGUAUUCCCGGUGGCCUAUUUACAUUAAUUUAUGAUCGAUCGUAUAAAUAUACACAUAUUUUGAGAGUAAUUUUCUUAAUAAUUAAGAGAGAAGGAAAAUCAAAGUAGAAGGGAAAGGAAAAAGAAAAUAUGGCGGUGGCUAGCGGAGGAAGAUCUCUGGAGCAAACACCAACAUGGGCCGUCGCUCUAGUUUGCUUAGUUUUGGUAUUUGUUUCCAUCAUUAUAGAGCACAUAAUCCAUCUCAUAGGCCAGUGGUUUAAGAAGAAACAUAAACGAGCUCUUUUUGAAUCGCUGGAAAAGAUCAAGUCAGAGCUCAUGUUAUUGGGAUUCAUUUCCUUGCUCCUAACGGUGGGACAAGGUCCAAUCUCAAACAUUUGUAUAUCGAAGAAAGUUGGGGCGACAUGGCAUCCAUGUAACCAAGAACAAGAAGAGAAACUGAACAAGGAAGAAUCUGAUGUGGAUAACGAAAGCAACAGUCGGAAACUGCUAGCCUUUCUAGAAUCCGGCGGCGGUGGUGCUAGUGUCCGGAGAUUUUUGGCGGCGGCAGGGACCGACAAGUGUGCUGAAAGGGGCAAAGUUCCAUUUGUCUCGGCGGAUGGUAUUCAUCAGUUGCAUAUUUUUAUCUUUGUGCUGGCUGUUUUCCACGUUCUCUACUGUAUCAUGACUAUGUUUCUGGGCAGACUAAAGAUGAGAAGUUGGAAGAAUUGGGAAAAGGAGACUAAAACCGCUGAAUAUCAAUUUUCACAUGAUCCAGAAAGAUUCAGAUUUGCGAGGGACACGUCAUUUGGAAGGAGGCAUUUAAGCUUCUGGACCAAACAACCUUUCCUAAUAUGGAUAGUGUGCUUCUUCAGACAAUUUGUUAGAUCGGUUCCUAAAGUCGAUUAUUUAACUUUGAGGCAUGGAUUUAUAAUGGCACAUUUGGCCCCUCAAAGCCAUCAGAAAUUUGACUUUCAGAAGUAUAUCAAUAGAUCGCUAGAAGAGGAUUUCAAGGUCGUUGUGGGAAUCAGUCCUCCGAUUUGGUUCUUCGCGGUGGUGUUUCUGCUUUUCAAUACACAUGGCUGGUACUCUUAUCUUUGGCUACCAUUUGUUCCUCUAAUUGUCAUCCUAUUGGUGGGGACCAAGCUACAAGUGAUUAUAACAAAGAUGGGACUUAGAAUUCAAGAAAGAGGAGAAGUGGUGAAAGGGGUGCCUGUGGUUCAACCUGGGGACGACCUUUUCUGGUUCAACCGUCCACGCCUUAUUCUCUACCUUAUCAACUUCGUUCUCUUUCAGAAUGCCUUCCAGCUUGCGUUCUUUGCAUGGACUUGGUAUGAAUUCGGACGCAAAUCUUGCUUUCAUGAGCAUGUGGAGGACGUGGUAAUCAGAAUCACGAUGGGGGUUCUCAUCCAGAUUCUGUGCAGCUACGUCACCCUCCCUCUCUAUGCCCUUGUCACACAAAUGGGUUCAUCCAUGAAGCCAACCAUAUUCAACGACAAAGUAGCCGAGGCUCUUCGCAACUGGCACCACUCGGCCAGGAAGCACAUCAAACUACAGAACCGGGCGGCCGGGUCAGUGACGCCUCUGUCGAGCCGGCCCGCGACGCCCUCUCACCACAUGUCCCCGGUUCACCUCUUGCGCCACUACCGCAGCGAGGCAGACAGCCUCCAGAACUCCCCACGGCGCUCCAACUUCGACGCUGUCGAUCGAUGGGAGAACGAUUCACCAUCUCCACCAUCUGUCCACCAACACCGCUUGGCCACGGACGGUUCGUCCUCUCAUCAUAGACACCAACACCAGCAGAUUGAGUUGGGACAAAUAAUGGAACAACAUCAGGACCGGUUCGCCAACGAGCUCGCCCCCCCCGCUAAAACCACAACAUCAAACCAAGCUCAACCUGAUCAAUCUGGGCCCCAGCACGAGAUCAAUAUGGGACACAGAGAUUUCUCUUUUGAACGUACGGUUUGAGCGACGGCCGAGCGUAUGAUGAUAAUGACGAGAAAGAUUAUGUCUUUGGUACGUCCUCGAUCGUUUUGAUCAAACGGUUCCCAACUUCCCCAUUCCCAUAAAGCCAAUGAUCAAUGAGCUAGAACAUCGAAGCGAUUAUUUCUGAUCAUAUGCAGAUCCAAUGGGCUGUUUAGCAAGGCUAUAUAUAUAUAUAUAUAAUUACUAGUAUACGUUUAUAUUUUUUGAAUUACUUAAUUUGUAUGUCGUAGUUUUUUCGUCAUCAUUUUCAAUUUAUGUCAUAGGUCAAAUUUUAUUUCUAGUUAUUAUUUUUUAGUGAAAGGAAUUUGGCGUGGAGAUGGAGCUGCGCGCGCAUCCCACUAAACUUUUCAAUUGUAUUAAUUACUGCUAGCGUGAUCGAGCUUAAUUAAUUUGUACGUGCA
Messenger RNA from Humulus lupulus (European hop), 2518 nucleotides. RefSeq names its product MLO-like protein 6. Gene Ontology annotation, biological process: defense response. Gene Ontology annotation, cellular component: membrane. The transcript is spliced from 15 exons. NCBI's taxonomy places the organism in Eukaryota, Viridiplantae, Streptophyta, Magnoliopsida, Rosales, Cannabaceae. The record is from RefSeq and is a predicted model, not a curated record. Bases 285 to 2099 code for a protein of 604 amino acids.